AUGCAUGGCCUGCGAGCCCAAAGAUGGUGCAUUGUGAUUGGUCCACAAGCUGCUGACGUGGGAGGAAGACCCCUAACAAAGGCAGGAAAUCAGGAUGCCACCAAAAGCUGUGAAAUUUUGUUGAUGUCAUCUGAUGUGGAUUCUCUGCAAGUGAAAUUGGAAAGCAACAAAGCAUGGCCAACGUUUCUUGAAUUGUGA
This is a messenger RNA of Prunus armeniaca (apricot), 198 nucleotides long. NCBI's taxonomy places the organism in Eukaryota, Viridiplantae, Streptophyta, Magnoliopsida, Rosales, Rosaceae. The record is from the annotation of a GenBank genome assembly.